This is a messenger RNA of Empidonax traillii (willow flycatcher), 1237 nucleotides long. It is a transcript of the gene IL6, whose product is annotated as interleukin 6. Gene Ontology annotation, cellular component: extracellular region. Gene Ontology annotation, biological process: T-helper 17 cell lineage commitment; positive regulation of cell population proliferation; immune response. Gene Ontology annotation, molecular function: growth factor activity; interleukin-6 receptor binding; cytokine activity. The transcript has 4 exons. Bases 1 to 708 code for a protein of 235 amino acids. Lineage: Eukaryota; Metazoa; Chordata; Aves; Passeriformes; Tyrannidae. The record is from RefSeq and is a predicted model, not a curated record.
AUGAAGUUCGCCCCGAGCUGUGGCUGCGGCCGUGCCCGCUCCGCCCGCCGCCAGCCCGCGCUGCCGCUGCUGCUGCUGCUGCUGGUGGUGCCUGAGAUGCUGUUGCCGCGCUCCGCCGCCGUCCCGCUGCCCGGCGCCGCAGACUCCUCGGGGGAGGCCGAGCCGGAGGAGGCGGCGGCGCGGCGGGAGGCGCUGCCCCUCAGCCUGCGGCUGGCGCAGCUGCUGCGCGACCGGGCGGCUCAGCUGCAGCACGAGAUGUGCGAGAAGUUCACCGUCUGCGAGAACAGCAUGGAAAUGCUCCUCCAGAACAACCUCAACCUCCCCAGAGUGACAGAGGAAGACGGGUGUCUGCACGCCGGCUUCGAUGAGGAUAAAUGCUUGAGAAAAAUCUCCAGCGGGCUUUAUACAUUUCAGACAUACCUCAAAUACGUGCAAGAAACUUUUACUAGUGAAAACCAAAACGUUGAAUCACUAUCCUAUAGCACAGAGCACCUGGCACAUACCAUAAGGCAGAUGGUGAUCAAUCCCGAAGAAGUGAUCAUCCCAGAUGCAGCUGCCCAGGAAUCCCUCCGCGCAAAGCUGAAGUCCAGUAAGACCUGGAUUGAGAAAAUCACCACCCACCUUAUCCUCCGAGACUUUACUUCAUUUAUGGAGAAAACAGUGAGGGCUGUGCGCUAUUUGAAAAAUACCAGGAGUUUCAGUGCCUAAAUGUUUUAGUUCAGGCACAAUCCUUUGUUACACAUCUGUCAUGUGGCAGAUGACAGUGUUGUUCUGUUUUAAGAACCAGAAAAAGUAACAGUGGUUUGCAUUUAUAUACAUUCCUAUUUCCUUCUAGGAAGUUAUUUAUUGUAUUUAAAAUAUUUAUUAGUUUCUAAUGUUUCUUAUUUAUAUUUUCAAUAUUUACAAAUAAUUUAAGCAAAGGACAUAUUUUAUUUACCUUUAUACUGGUACUAUUCAGAAUACCAACCUAUUUAAUACGUACUCAACAAAAAAAUAUUUUCAGAACCCAGAAAAAUUGUUGUCUACCUUAUGUUUUUAAACUAUUUGAAAGAUGGUAUUUAUGACUUAUUUAUAUUUUUAAAACAAAUAAAAGCUGAUUUAAAAAAAAAAACCCUGUAUAACCCGUGUGAACUUUUAAUUAGACUAAGGCACUCUAAUAAAUUCAGUUUUUAAUGCCUGCAAUUAUCAGAAUAAUCACUUUCAAGAAUUUAUCUGUGUAAUUAGUUCAGUUAUCUAC